This is a messenger RNA of Mercurialis annua (annual mercury), 1529 nucleotides long. RefSeq lists its product as uncharacterized. The coding region runs from base 210 to 1448 and encodes 412 amino acids. The transcript has a single exon. The record is from RefSeq and is a predicted model, not a curated record. Lineage: Eukaryota; Viridiplantae; Streptophyta; Magnoliopsida; Malpighiales; Euphorbiaceae.
CUAUGUAUUCAGCCCUGUUUUAUCUAUUCAACAUUAGAAUAGAAACUGCCAAAUUUUGUUGAAAAUUUGUCUCUUCGCAUCUGAUUUUCUAUUUUUUUUUUCCAAUUCAUUCUUCUUCAUUUCCAACACAAAAGAUGUUUCCAAUCCUUCUCGAUUCUCUCCCCUAAGAUUUUUUUAAUCUAAUUUCCAUUUUUAUUUCUUGUUUCUGAAUGGAAGUAGGCAGCGCCGGAGUCGGAGGCGGAGGCGGCGGAGGAAGAGGAGCAGGAGGAGGACAGAGGAGCCUCACACUUUUAGAACAAAUGUCAGGUGACCUAACUGGUUUAUCACUGGAUUCAAUUCUCUCCGACAAACAGAAUCAACCACAACCGCCGCCAUCAACACCACCACCACCGGCUGCGGCGUCUCCUGCGCCACCACAAAUGAACAGAACGCUACUUGAUAUAAUACGAGAUGAAGAGCCGAACGGUUCAUUAUUCGGGCAGAAGGAUAAGAAAAGCUGGAAAGCUUUCCGAGACCGUCUCCGUCUUAAACGCGCCGGCGCUGCUUGGACCUCAACAGUUCCGAUUCCGGCGUCUGAUAUUCCGAUCAACACUAACUUCGCUAACACCAACGCUUUUAACCAAACCAGAUCGUCAAUGUCUCGCCGGAGCUCCGUUCGGUUUACUACUAUAUCUUCCGUAAAUGCCGGUGAUCAGUCUCCUCGUUCAGAUAAUGAUGAGAAUAACGAUCAUUCACCUGCCUCAGCGUCUUCUAUUCCGAGGUCCGGUGCUCGACCGUUUAUGGUGCGACGAGUUUCCUCUCGGUACGGAACAUCACCGGUACCGGAUGAGAAUAUUCACGCCGUCGGAGACGAACCUCCCGCACGUAGCUUCAGACCGCAAAUGUCGCGGCAUAAUUCAUCUCGUAACUACGACUCUCCGUUUAUAGACGGCGGAGAAGACGAGAUAGCACGUGACGGUAACGGUAGUAGUAGUGGUAGCCGACGUUUAGGAGUUGUGUUAGCGGAGGAGAGACAAUUGUCGGCGAGAGAAGCCGUAGCUGCUCAGGAAGCAGCGGAGGCGGCUGCUCAAGCGGAAGCCGACGAGGAGGCGGAGGAAGGGGAGUCUCCGGAGGCGGUUGAGGAAGAAGAGGAGCAGCCGGUGAGAAUGUCGUUGAUGGAUUUGUUAGAAGAAACGGAUAGACAGCUGGGAUUUGUGGGGUCCAGAUACACUGUGGGGGAUGAUGAGGUGGAAUGUGAGGAAGAGGAAGAGGAGGAUGAUGAUGAUGGAACGAACGGUGGUGAUGGAAUUGAGCACACUUGCUGCGUGUGCAUGGUUAGACAUAAAGGCGCAGCUUUUAUCCCCUGCGGGCAUACGUUUUGCAGAUUGUGUUCAAGAGAGCUUUGGGUUCAAAGGGGUAAUUGUCCUCUUUGUAAUGGGUUUAUUGUUGAAAUUCUUGAUAUUUUUUAGAUUUUUUUUUCAAUUUUUAUUUGUUGAAAUUCAUAUCAAAUGUUAUUCACAUUCAGAAUUUAUGUAAACAUCUUGUUUGUA